CACCCAGAAAUCGAACCCGUGACCCAUCCACCCUUCUUCUUCUUCCUCUAUACCCUACAUUUGUCGCCGCCGGGGGAUUUCCAUGAUGGACAAGAGUCGAGUUGCGGUAGCUGAAAAUGGUGGUGCCGCAUGCGAAUUCUUAUCACGCGGCUGCGGCAACGAUGCCCCCUCCGGAUCAGUUCCCGGAAUCAGCGAAGGCCGACAAUAACAACAUUUUGUCAGAUUCGAAGCCACCGUUGACUGGCAGAUCAGAUGCUAGAGAUAUGGUGGAGUCGAAAAAGGAGCCCAGAUCGCCGAUUAAAGAAUAUGCAUCCUCUGCUCAUUGAUUGUUUCUUCACCAUUAUCCCGCCCAUGUCGACACAAACUAGGAACUGUUUGGAUCUGUAGAUUUCGAUGGCUAUGGCUUGGGUGAGCUUUGUUUUCCCGACGCCGAAAGCACCGUCGAAGAGGAAGCUUGCGAGGGGUCGGUUCGCAUUUCUGGCAUCGGCUUGGGCACGACGAAUUGCUUGCCCGACUUGGUUGACCGCUUCGUCUUGUCCAAUCACGUGAGCCUUGGAGUUCCUCGGAGCCAGUCAUCGGAAACAGAGUCCCAAUUAAAGUCCCUUUAAUUU
This is a messenger RNA of Linum trigynum, 611 nucleotides long. Lineage: Eukaryota; Viridiplantae; Streptophyta; Magnoliopsida; Malpighiales; Linaceae. The record is from the annotation of a GenBank genome assembly.